Molecule: messenger RNA, 2042 nt
Organism: Paramecium sonneborni
Lineage: Eukaryota; Ciliophora; Oligohymenophorea; Peniculida; Parameciidae
Source: the annotation of a GenBank genome assembly
GACUUUUAAAUGUGAAGCAUAAUGUCCACAAACAUGUUUGAAAUGCAGUUCUCCAACAAUAUGUUCAGUAUGUAAGGAAGGUUAUAAAUUGUCAGAUAAAAACUAAUGUGAGAAGAAUAUAUGUAAAGAAAAUUGUUUAUUGUGUAAUGAAUUUGGAGAGUGUUUAAAAUGUUCUAAAAAUUUCUAUGUAAGUUCAUAACAUAUGACUGAUUGUAUUGGAACAUGUGGACCAAAUUGUACAGUAUGUACAUCUCCACCAGUUUGUAGCUAAUGCUAAGAUUCUUACUAUUGGAGUGACAACAAAACUGAAUGUGUUUUAUUUGAAGAAGUGAUUAUAGAGAAAACUAUAUAUAAUCCAUUAAUUGCAACAUUCCCUAAUGGAGAUUAUAUUGAAUUAUGGUCUGAAGAAGGUCCAGAUGCAGGUAUAUAUUUCUAAAUUUUCAGAAAGAAUGGUUAAAAAGUAGGAUCAAAAACAAAAGUAAAUAUGGAUGAAUUAGGAAUGAGAAGAUUAUUAUAAUCUGUAAAUUCAAAUAAGUUUAAAACUCUCUUUUCAGACAUAGCAACAUUUGAUUAAGACUUUGUUAUUUUAUGGGUGGAUUAGAUUGUUGGAGAUAUGAAAGUUAAACUAAAAAAAUUUGAUACCAAUGGUUAAGCUAUGGGCAAAGAAGUAUAAAUUGCUUAGAUACCAAAAUAAGAUUUAAAUAGUAUUGCAGCUCCAUGUAUUAUUAAAAAGACCACAAAUAAUAAUUUUGUUAUUGGUUUCUUCAAUUAAGUUGAAUAAUCUAUAAAUAAGACUGCUACUAUGUUUUUAUAAUCAUUUAACUAGACUAUGUAACCUAUUGGAUAAAUACAAAUGUUAGAUAAAGCUGAUAUAACUAAACCACCUAUGAUAUCUAGUGAUGAAGAUGGUGUUAUUUCUAUUACAUUUUCAAGUGAAGGGGCUACCUUCUUAGCUCAAAUUUCAACUCAGGGUGAUAUCAUAACAGAACCUCAAAAAGUAGAUGAAGGUAAAGCAUUCAAAUCUACUAAUCUGAAGAAUAAAUUUAUUGUUUUUAUAUUUGAAGGUGUUAGUUCAAAUGUUUCACCUCCACAAUAUAUUCUAUCUUAUUAGAUUAUGAAUUUAGAUAAAAUAUUGUCUGAAGCUAGAAUCUUUGCUAGUCCAUAAUAUGGAGAAGAACAUCCAUAUAUUACAGCAUUUGGGCAUGGCUUUAUCAUUGCUUGGAGAACUGUUGAUAAAUCACUCAAAUCUAAAGAUAUUUUGUUUUAAAUUUUUGACGGAGAUGGAACAUAGAUUUCUAAUUAAACAUAGGUUAAAAGAUAAGGACUUUAUCCAAAAAAUCCUAGUAUUUAAAUAUUAAAUGAUGAAGAAUUUUAUAUUACUUGGACAGCUACUAAUAAUAAUCAUUAAGAUAAUUUCUAUCUUUAACAAUUUAAUAAAUCAGAUUUAAUCAUUUAAAAUCCAAUCAACUAAGAAGUUGAAUAACCUAUUAUUUGUCCAUUGAAUUGUUUAUCUUGUUUGAGUAAUACUAUUUGUGAAAAUUGCGUAUCAGGAUAUUAUGUUGAAAACAAUUUCUGCUAAAUAGAUUGUGGAAUCAAUUGUCUUUCAUGUUCUAUCCCCAAUUAAUGUGAUGAAUGCAUGCUAGGAUAUGAAGUCUCACUUAAUCAUACUUGUGUCUAAAUUUAAUGUGAAGAUGGUUACACUCUCUCUGAAAAUAUGGAAUGUGUACUAACUUGCUCUGAAAAUUGCAAUCAAUGUUAAUCUUAUGAUAAAUGUUUGGUUUGUGAAACAGAUUACAAUUUGUUAAAAGGACAUUGUGUUAAACUUAGUGAAAAAAUAGAUCUAAAUGGGGAUGCUGAGCAAUUACCCUAUUAUUAUAUUAUUCUUAUAUGUUUAGCAGCCUUAUGCUUUUUAGGGCUUAUGGCUUAUGCCAUCUGGAAAUUUAAGUUGGGAGAUCCAGUUUAAUCAUAGAGAAAUCAACAAAGAUAAGUUAUUGAUGAAAGAGAAAAUACAGUUUUAGAUUCUAGAAUCAAUUGAGAUUGAG